UAUGACAAUGACAUUCUAUUAUUUUACUGAAAUUCCUUCAAGAAUGUAUCCGAAUUUCUUAUGUAAAUGAUUGAUUGACAUUUAAAAACGUGUAUACGUCAAAGGUAAACGUCACUUUUAUUUCGUGUGUUGCUCGAAGUUGCGAAAAUAUUGAGAAUAUUUUUUUCUAAACUACAGUUGAUAAUUCUAGAAUAAUGUCGAAAGUAACUUUCAAGAUUACUCUAACUUCUGACCCAAAACUGCCGUUUAAAGUAUGCUGAAUGGUCCAGGGUACUGCGUUGAAGUUACAGGGGUUUAAAAUGGACACUGCUGUAGUAGAACAGUUCCUCAACUUCUUCCAAGACUACAUUGGCCUGUGUCAAUGUGAGAACUGGCCUGACAAUGACACAACAGAGACUGAAAUAAGGAAUGCCUUUCUCAUAGCACAACAUGUUGAGAAAAGUCUAGAUAGACUGCAAAAGAAGACAGUGAUCAGUGAAUUCUUAUCUGUGUUAAAUACUCACAAUGAGGCGUCAAGCAAUCUCAUAAAAAACUGUUUAAAUGACCCACCGAAGUACAUUUUAAAUAAGAUAAUUAAUUCUAACACAAGGAUAACUCAAAUGGACACUGGCUUUAGAAUAUUUCUCGAGUUGUUUUCUGAGGAAAAGUUAGAAAAUUAUUUAACUGAGUUGAUGCUUGAGGCAGCCUCUAAAGAAACUUUAUUGAGAAAUGUCACAAAUAAACUACCUCGGGAUAAAAUACUAGAAUUUAAAAGCAAAGUACUGUUGUCACAACUUAAAUCAAGUGAGACUGAUGUUGUAAAGUUAUUGAUGAACUGCUCCCAAGACUUGGUAGACGUGUUAGUAGUGAGUUUGUUGAAUAAUGAGUUGCAGUAUGGUCAGGCAGUACAAUUGAUAGCCAAUGGUAUCCACGAGAUUGUGCUACUUAAGGACAGUGCUUCUAAAACAUUUUGGAAAUUCCUCUUUAAAGUUGAAGACAGAUAUUUUACUGAGAUGUGUAUUGAAAAUUCUGACAUAUUUAUUUACAUAGUAGAAGCUUUGACAGACUGCAGUAAAUUGUUGAGAGAAGGCAUGUCCGCUGACUCAUUUUACAUAGAAUUAAGUCAUUCCGAGUUAGUUGGUGUUGUACAAAAAAUAUGUAGUAAAGAAUGUUUAAAAUCACUAUUUCUUGAUACCAUAAAGAAUUAUGAUAAUGAUUUGAAUUACUGGGAGGCAAUGUUGUGAAUUGAAUAUAAUUAUUACUUUUUUAAUAUUUGUUUUUUUUUUAUUGUUUGCUUUUGCAUGUUAGAAUUAAUCUAGCAAUUUGUAGAUUACUGGUCAUAGUUGAAAUCUACUUAUAAGAAGAAGAUUUUACUAAAAGCAGUUACCCUUUCUAAAAUCCUUUCGUCUUAUUGGAAUCCUCCGGACUUUAUUGUGUCCAUAAGAGACAGAGAGACCAACACAUCAGCAUAGUAAUUUUAUAAAAUAGAUUUUAGAAUUAGAUUUAUAGAAUUUAUUCCAAAACCAAAAAUAUUACAUUUCAAAUGGUAGGUUGCCUGCAGAGAGCAGAACAUGUCUAAAAUUUUUUCAUUAUCUUACUGACGGGCUAAUAGAUUUUUAAUUUUCAUACCCUGGCCUGGCAACUACCUUAUUAAGUAGAAAAUCAAUUAUAUUUAACGACUUAUCUAUACUUACCUGUUUGACAAGGUGGCAUUACUAUCUAUGUAUAC
Spodoptera litura is the source of this 1708-nucleotide messenger RNA. RefSeq names its product Ubiquitin-fold modifier 1 (gene Ufm1). The record is from RefSeq and is a predicted model, not a curated record. NCBI's taxonomy places the organism in Eukaryota, Metazoa, Arthropoda, Insecta, Lepidoptera, Noctuidae.